Messenger RNA from Sciurus carolinensis (gray squirrel), 2697 nucleotides. RefSeq names its product abhydrolase domain containing 2, acylglycerol lipase (gene Abhd2). Lineage: Eukaryota; Metazoa; Chordata; Mammalia; Rodentia; Sciuridae. Gene Ontology annotation, molecular function: acetylesterase activity; monoacylglycerol lipase activity. The transcript is spliced from 11 exons. The coding region runs from base 233 to 1510 and encodes 425 amino acids. The record is from RefSeq and is a predicted model, not a curated record. Gene Ontology annotation, cellular component: sperm flagellum; sperm plasma membrane. Gene Ontology annotation, biological process: sperm capacitation; medium-chain fatty acid catabolic process; medium-chain fatty acid biosynthetic process.
CCGGUAGCGGCGGGAGCUGCACUGGCCAGGGGUUCCGGCUGCAUUUCCAUGAGCGCAGCCGGUAGCGGCGGAGCUGCGGGAGCCGGACUCGGGGCGAGCUGGGCCGCCGUAGUCAACCUCGCGCAGUUUUUAGGUUAAUUCGAAUAAGAGAUCUGACCUGAUUGGCUCAACUCUACAACUCUUGGAGGAAAGUUAAUACUCACAGUGAGAGGAAUAAGUGACAUAGGUCAAAAUGAAUGCCAUGCUGGAGACCCCUGAGCUCCCUGCCGUGUUUGAUGGGGUGAAGCUGGCCGCGGUAGCUGCGGUGCUAUAUGUGAUUGUCCGAUGUUUGAACUUGAAGAGCCCCACAGCCCCACCUGACCUCUACUUCCAGGAUUCGGGGCUCUCACGCUUUCUACUCAAGUCCUGUCCUCUUCUGACCAAAGAAUACAUUCCACCACUGAUCUGGGGGAAAAGUGGACACAUUCAGACAGCCUUGUAUGGGAAAAUGGGAAGGGUGAGGUCGCCACACCCUUAUGGGCACCGGAAGUUCAUCACCAUGUCUGACGGAGCCACUUCUACAUUUGACCUCUUUGAGCCCUUGGCUGAGCACUGUGUUGGAGAUGAUAUCACCAUGGUCAUCUGCCCUGGAAUUGCCAAUCACAGUGAGAAGCAGUACAUCCGCACCUUUGUUGACUAUGCCCAGAAAAAUGGCUAUCGGUGUGCAGUGUUGAACCACCUGGGUGCCCUGCCCAACAUUGAAUUGACCUCACCACGCAUGUUCACCUACGGCUGCACGUGGGAAUUUGGAGCCAUGGUGAACUACAUUAAGAAGACCUAUCCUCUGACCCAGUUGGUCGUUGUGGGCUUCAGCCUUGGUGGUAACAUCGUGUGCAAAUAUUUGGGGGAGACCCAGGCAAACCAAGAAAAGGUCCUGUGCUGUGUCAGUGUGUGCCAGGGGUACAGCGCACUAAGGGCCCAGGAAACCUUCAUGCAGUGGGACCAGUGCCGGCGCUUCUACAACUUCCUCAUGGCUGACAACAUGAAGAAGAUCAUCCUCUCACAUAGGCAAGCUCUUUUUGGAGACCAUGUGAAGAAACCCCAGAGCCUGGAGGACACGGACUUGAGCCGGCUCUACACAGCUACAUCCCUGAUGCAGAUUGAUGACAAUGUGAUGAGGAAGUUCCAUGGCUAUAACUCCCUGAAAGAGUAUUACGAGGAAGAAAGCUGCAUGAGGUACCUGCACCGGAUUUAUGUGCCUCUCAUGCUGGUUAAUGCAGCUGAUGAUCCUUUGGUGCAUGAAAGCCUUCUAACCAUUCCAAAGUCCCUCUCAGAGAAACGAGAGAACGUCAUGUUUGUUCUGCCUCUGCACGGGGGCCACCUGGGCUUCUUUGAGGGCUCUGUGCUGUUUCCUGAACCCCUGACGUGGAUGGAUAAGCUGGUGGUGGAGUAUGCAAAUGCCAUCUGCCAGUGGGAACGGAACAAGUCGCAGUGCUCUGACACAGAGCAGGUGGAGGCUGAACUGGAGUGAGAGCCCUGGACUCUGGCGCACUCCAGCAGCCCUCCUCUGGAACCCGCAACCCUUGCCCGCUGUUUCAGGUCUCCCAUCUCCCUCAGCGACCUGGACCUGACCUCAGACCAUCAGUGGGGCCCCACCGUACACACCUGUCUCGAGUAGGUGGCUCUCCCUGGGAGCUCCAGGCUAUUUUUGUGCUUAGUUACUGGUUUUCUCCAUUGCAUUGUUAGCCAUGGUGACAAAUGACAGGGUCCUCACCUUCCUGUCUGGUUUUUUCAGCAUCUGAUUGCUUUUAAGCCAAUUACAUCUAGUUUCCCUAUUAAAAAUGUGUCCAAACAGCCAUUUUGCUUUGCCAAUCAAAAAGCUUUUCCCUGAGAACAGUGAAGGAUAUAUGUGGUUUUGUGGUGGUUGUAUGUGUCCUUACGUAGACCCUGACAAGAGCUCACCAUUCUGGGCCAGUGCUGAAGAUGUGACUCAACUUGGGAGUCUGAGAGCCUGCAACUCCCAGGCCAGAGUGUGGCCUCUUAAAUGGCAAAGAAAAUUCCGCGUGAGUCACAAACCAAGUUUCUUCCCUCACCAUCCACUAGGACAGUUCCCUCAAACCUUGUUGCCACUGCUGAGAGUUGCUUGAGGCACUUGUUAAAAAUUCAGCCUCCCAGGUCCCUCCCCUUGGAGAGGCUGACUCAGUGGGUCUGGGAAGGAGCCUGGGGAUUUUAAUUUUUGACAAGUGCCCCAAGAAAUUCUCAUCACCAGGCAAAUUUGGAACACAUUGUUCUACAGCACCUUUAAAUUAGAAGCAUAUUGGUGACUCAUUUUAUUGAAAUUCAUUGUCAAGGUCUGUUGCAUCCCUGCCCUUGUGUAAUCAGUGUGGUGUCCCCACAAAGGACCCUGGGUGGGAGUGGGCAUUUGGGCUGAGCCCUGGCUCUGCUUCUCAUCUGCUAUAUGACCCUGGAUAAGUCCCUUUGGACUUGAUUCUCUUCGCCUAUGAAAUGGGGGACUUGGACCAGGUAGAUUGCUGAGAUGACCACCAGUCCUAAGUUCAAUGACAAACUCAGUUUACUGAGCUUUGAGAGAACAUCCCUCCAGGCGAGGCUGGGAGCUCUUCUCCCAGGCUAAGCAUUUGCCUUUCUUUCCCCCACCCCUCAUUUCAUAUAAAGAGAUUUUUGGGGUCUUUUUGAGCACUUAAUUAUAAUUUUAGUUGU